AUGGCGGCGGCCGCCGCUGCUUCUAUUUCCACGGCGGAGCUCCGGCAGAGCGCACCGCCGUCGAUCGCGAGCUCCCCGUCGCCGCUUUUCCUCCGGCAGGGUGUCCGCCUGAAGCCCGCCGGCGGCAGGAGGUUUUCCGUCGGUCGGGUGGUGGCUUCAGCUGAGGGCGGUUCGAGCGGCGUAGGCGGCGAGAGAUUCUAUCUGAACUUCACCGGCUUCCCGUUCCCUCUGGGGCCUUUCCUCAACCGGCGGACGACGAGGACCGAGGUGAAUCGAUUCUCUUCUUCUCCGAUUCCGGGCCUGAAUCAUUUUGCAGAAUGUAAAAUUUGGGAUUAUAUGGCGGAUUGGGCCGGUUAAUCUCGGCGGUUCUGAAGAAAUAUCAGGGGGAAACAGAAAGAAAGUCAUCUGAUUGAGAUCAUUCCAUUGCCGAAUGAACUGCCCGUUUGCUUCCAUUGCGCUCAUCAUUUCCGUAAUUAGUCUCUAAUCCACAGAAAGUCUCGAGCCUGGUCGUCUUCUUAAACAUCGAACCGCAUUAAUAAUACCCAUUCGGGCCAAAACUAUGAUGGGGCAGAUUCUCAUUACCAGAUCAUCUCUCUUAGCCUCGUCUUUUCACUCUUAUUUUGAAGGCCGUCAAGGACUGUAUAUGGCUGUUCGAGCAAGAACAAGCGCUGGGAUUCAGCAGCGUCUCAACGAACAUUAGGAUGACCGUCAUCAAACUCAAGUCCGGUGGCUUGUGGGUUCAUGCACCAAUUGCCCCCACAAAGGAGUGCAUCCAGGUUGCUCAAAGUCUCUCAUAACAAUUCAAUUUUUAUAUUUUUUUCAUACAUGGGUUACAUUGAUAUGUUCGAAAAAAGUUCCUUUUAUUCAAAGCUGAUGAGGUAGGCCUGAAUAUCUUCCCACAUUUCUCUCCUCCGUUGAAAUCAUUAUCUUCUUUUAGAUAUGAAUUGCUUUGGGAUGUUCUUAAAAAUUUCCUUGUAUUCAAGCAGAAUCUUUUCUUCAAUGAUGAAGAUCCAACCAUUAUCUCACAUCGGCCCACCUCCAAUUCAACUAUAUCUUAUUUUAGAUACGAAUUCCAGAGGGUUGCUCAUAAAAAAAAAACCAAUUUCUUCGAUGACAAAGAUCUAGCUUUUGAUGAAGAAAAUAGGAUGUGUUAAUAUUUGGCGCCUCAUUCCAAAUUUUUUAUAUAAAACCACUGCGCAGCUCAUCAAGGAGUUGGGUGCUCCUGUGGAGUACAUUGUCCUCCCCACAUUUGCAUAUGAGCACAAAAUAUUCGUGGGCCCCUUCUCAAGAAAAUUUCCUCGGGCAAAGAUCUGGGUGGCGCCGAGGCAGUGGAGUUGGCCGGUCAACCUCCCCCUCGAGUUCUUCGGCAUUUUCCGAUCCAAGCCCUUGAAAGAUGAGGACUCCUCAACCCCUUGGGCCGAUGAAAUCGAACAGAAGAUCCUCAGCUCCCCUGAAGUAGGUCGGUCCUCACUCCAUCAAACUCCCAUUUUCCCUCUUGCCUGAGCUUCACUUACUAAAUUUCUCUAAACUUUCCCAAAAUGUGUUUCUUCUGUGCAGGAAUCGGGCCCUAUGUUGAGGCGGCAUUCUACCACAAGCGUUCAAGAACGCUGCUAGUGACGGAUGCCGUCAUAUUCGUUCCUAGACAGCCACCUGAAUGCAUCAGCAAAGAGUCUCUUCUGGCAGCAGCAGAGAAUGGGCUGGCCGUGAAGAUCCUCAGCAAAGGGAGGGAUGUUCCCCAGGAGCCUGUUGUGGACAACAAAUCAAGCCGCCAAAAGGGUGAUCUUCUGAAUGAUCCCAAAAUUCCUACAUUUUAAUCUCAGGGGUGAUUCAGACUUAAUCCGAAAAUGGCAACUGCAGCUUUUCUUUUUCCUAGUAAUUUUCUCUAUUAUUUUGCUAAGAGAAUUUAAUUUUCCGUUAUAUAUGAUUCAGGCCCAUUCCUAGUGGAUCCCUGUAGAUGCCCUCGCAGAUCUUUGUCAUGAUCCAUGUAUUUUGAUCAGAAUAUAGUGACCAUGGUAAAUUAGAAAAAGAAAGAAUCUUAUGUUUUUGUGGAUAGCUUACGCUUCUAUUUUGAUUAGAGGGAUAGAAUCCUAAUCUACAUUAUUGAGGAAGAAGAGGUCUUCAUCUAAAUAAAAUAUCAGCAUUUUUUAUAAUUCUAAUAUAUUAUUGUAGGAAGAUCAAAAAUCUCUUGAUAUCAUAGAGAGUAUAUCAUGUCAAUUUGACAAUUUUUCUUUUGAAAUUCAUUUAACACAAAAUUACACGGUUUUUUUAAAACUAAAAAAAGUAAGGCACCCUUUUUCUUGCUUAAUGUUUGAUUUCUGUAAUUGUUGAAAAUUCUAAGCUAAAAACCAUUAGAUGGCUGAAUAAUGGAGGACAAUUUUUCUGGGUUUUGUUCUUCCCUAGAUUUUCUAGUUUUCUUGUCUGAUCGUAUGAAGUCAACGCCUGACUGCGUGGAUCGUCCCGAUCGGGCAGGCUGGGAAAGAAUGGUUCUCCAGAUUCUGUUCUUAGGCCCGUCGAAUCUACUGGAGCCCACGGCCAGCUUCGCUCAGAUGUCGCAGAAACUAAUCGUCUCCCCCAUCGUAAAGACCUUGGUCUUCAGCAAGGUCCCCGAGAAGGUCUGCUCUCUGGACGAGCUUCCCCAUGAAUCAGAACCCUAAUUUCUUCACCGACUGCAGAGCUUUGCUUCCCGAUCAGGAAAAAACCGCUAAUCUUUGUUUUGAUUGAUUUCAAUUUCAGGUGAGAGAUUGGAUCGACAGGAUCACCAGGGACUGGCCCUUCAAGAGGAUCAUCCCCGCACACUUCGCCGCCCCCGUGAACGCGAGCAGGUCGGAUUUUCUUGCGGCCUUCACCUUCCUCGACGAGCUCCUGGGCGAGCGCCCCGCCGCCAGGCCCUCGUUCUCUCUCCUGCUCGCCGCCGUCAUGGGCAGGGCCGCCAGCUACUUCCCACCGGACGACAUGAAGACCCUCUCCUCCCUCGACCAGUUCCUGGUCUCCGUCGGCGCCGUGAAGAAGACGGUCUCCGGGAGGAAGCAGCUGGAAAAGGUCCUGUAA
Spirodela intermedia is the source of this 3048-nucleotide messenger RNA. Lineage: Eukaryota; Viridiplantae; Streptophyta; Magnoliopsida; Alismatales; Araceae. The record is from the annotation of a GenBank genome assembly.